CAGUACCUCGACCCUCCUAUCGAGUUUCAGCGUUUUCCUUUAUCUACCCCAGCUUUCACUUUCUGUCGACUGCAGAUCCUCCCUCUCUUUCCUGUAUAGCCACUAUCAACAGCAAUUAUCAUUCGCAGACACAGAGCACCAUGAACUACUGCUAUUACGCCACGGAUAACCACCAACAUAUCCGUAUGGAUUACUCGGACCUGAGUGGAAGCGAUGUCGAGACGGCUUCUUCAUCUACCAUGAGCUCCUCCUCAGAAUCUUCAUCAAAUAUUGUACCCCGGAGAAUGGACCUGGUCGACCUUGACAUGGUCAAGCUUAUCAACACCGGAGGCAGCGGCAAAGUCUAUCUCGUUCGAGAUAAUAUCGACCGUCAGCACUUGGCGCUGAAGGUUAUACCAAAAUCAAGAAACGUGUUCCAUUGUAAUAGGACCAAAGUCACUACGGAGAAGAACAUUCAUUCAUUCUUAACCAUGGAGAGCGAUGAUUUUUUCCUACCUCUUGUCGCAACAUGGAGCGAUCGAGAAAAUUUCUAUCUUGCCUCGGAAUACAUUCCUGGAGGCGAUUUGGCGCUGCGAAUAAUGCAGCAACGCACUUUCGACGAAGUUGAAGCACGAUUCUAUAUCGCUGAACUCAUCGUAGCCCUUGAAAGACUCCACACGCGCAAAAUUAUCCACCGCGACAUCAAACCGAGCAACAUCCUCAUCCGACCCGAUGGUCACAUUGUUCUAGCCGACUUCGGCGUCUCAAAGCGAUUUUCGGAUCCUAGCGAAGACUCGGAUGAGUCCUUCUACACCGACUCUGAUGAUUCUUCCAACUCCAGUCGAUGCAGCUCAGCAUUAGAGGCUUGCCAUCGGCUUGGUAUCAAUAUCAGUGGCGCGCCUUCAGUAGAUGGCAGUAGCUCAGACGCGUCAGCGUAUAUGACUAGCGAUGACUGUGGCACACCGUACUUUAUGUCGCCUGAACAGCACCGCGGAGACCGGUAUUCGUUCGAGGUUGACUAUUGGGCUAUGGGAGUUAUCUUGUACAGGAUGGUGACAGGAAAGAUGCCAUUCGGCGACAGCGCAAUGAACAAGGGCCAGAUAGCGAGGAGUGUACUGGAAGACGACGUUUCAUUCAUUGGUCACUCGAGUACGAUCUCGAUGGUCACACAAGACUUCAUCCUCGGCUUGCUAGCGAAGGACCCUUGCCAUCGAUUACAUCCAUCCGAAAUACGAAAAGACCCAUUCUUCUAUGGCAUUGACUGGUCAUUAGUAGAGAACCGCGACCUAGCAGCUCCUUGGCGUCCGUACGUGGCGCCUAUCCCAAAACAAUCUCGCGCGAUCUUCGCCGGAUACCGAGAGCUUAGUUCAGCUUGUUAUAUGGAAGACUCCGCAGAUUCGUUUACUUGGUACAGUCCGUAUGCUCGCCUGCGACAUCUUAGGUCCCUUGAUUCCUCAUCGUGUGGUGGAAGCAAGAGCAGCUCGCGUUCUACUGCUUCGACGUUCGAUACACGAUGGAAAUCGUGGUUCCGAAAUGUGUUCUGUACGAGUGACGCGAAGAGCAGUAUGAGGAGAAGGCGAAGAAAGGGAUGGGUAGCGGCAUAG
Messenger RNA from Lentinula edodes (shiitake mushroom), 1583 nucleotides. Its product is annotated as kinase-like domain-containing protein. The transcript is spliced from 6 exons. The record is from RefSeq and is a predicted model, not a curated record. Gene Ontology annotation, biological process: protein phosphorylation. The coding region runs from base 141 to 1583 and encodes 480 amino acids. NCBI's taxonomy places the organism in Eukaryota, Fungi, Basidiomycota, Agaricomycetes, Agaricales, Omphalotaceae. Gene Ontology annotation, molecular function: ATP binding; protein kinase activity.